Sorex araneus (European shrew) is the source of this 659-nucleotide messenger RNA. Its product is annotated as ubiquinol-cytochrome-c reductase complex assembly factor 4. The transcript is spliced from 2 exons. NCBI's taxonomy places the organism in Eukaryota, Metazoa, Chordata, Mammalia, Eulipotyphla, Soricidae. The record is from RefSeq and is a predicted model, not a curated record. Bases 81 to 428 code for a protein of 115 amino acids.
CCGCGAGCGGGGCAGGGUGUCCGGCUUCCGUUUCCGCGCGACGGAAGUGACGCAGCGAGCGGAGCAGAGCGGGGCCCGGGAUGAGCCGGCUGCUGUGUGCGCCGGCGGCCGGGGCCGCCCGGGCGCUGGGGCUCGCGCACCGCGCCGUCCGCCGCCUGCACCCGCCGCCCGCGCGGGGCGGGGACGACGACCUCGGCCGCCCCAUCCAGUUCUCGGCCAGCCGGGCGUCCCCGGCGCGCUGGACGGUGGAGCAUUCGCUGGGGCGGGAGCAGCAGCGGCCCUGGUGGCUGGUGCUGCCCUUCAGCCUGUCCCUCAUGCUGCUCGUCGGCUGGUGCUUCCUGCGGGAGGAGAGCGGCACCGACCUCUGGCUGCGGCAGGUGCUGGACGGGGAGGAGCCCGAGCCGGCCGCGCGCGGGGAGCGGGCGUGACCGCCGGCCGGAGCCGGCCUGCGCCUCUGCGGGGCCUCUGCGGUGCGGGCACCGGCCUGACCACGUGUGAUCGCCGCCCGUGCUGUCCGAGCUGGACGUCUGUGGACACUUCCUGUUCGGAAGCGACUCUGGGAGCACCUAAGUGACCCUGGGGCUGCACUCCCGGGCCACGUCGUUGUUCUUCUUUGAGGGGCAGGUGGCUGACAUAAAGGGCUAAGCUAUUUUAUUUUA